AUGAUUAUCGGUACGCAAAACGUGCGCACAGUUGCACUGAUGUUCAUUGUGCUGAUGUACUUACUCUUCGGUGCUGCUGUUUUCAAUGCUUUGGAAUCCAAAGAAGAACAUAAUUUACGUGAAGCUUUGCAAGCAAGAAUCUCGCGGAUUUUGUUUAAAAACGAAACCAUUCAUAAUGAAGUUCUGUUCACUUCUUUAACAACAGCCAUAUUCGACAGCCGACAUUUUCGUUCAGGAACGACCAAACAAUGGACGUUUCCGGGUGCCUUCUAUUUUUCUACUCUAGUUGUGACGUUAAUUGGUUACGGUCACACAACACCCAAAACUAUGGGCGGAAAAAUCUUUUGUAUGGUGUAUACCGUUGCCGGCGUUCCUCUUAAUUUAAUUAUGUUUCAAUCAGUUGGUGAACGAUUGAAUGCAAUUAUUUCAUUUGUUUUAUCGCGUAUUAAACGUCUAUUCGGUUUUCGUCGGCAUAAAGUAUCCGGUUUUGAAUUAAUCGCUGUCGAACUUUGCAUGACAACAAUGCUUGUAUUCGGUGGCUCACUUAUUUUCAGUCGGCAAGAAAAAUGGACAUAUUUCGAAGCGAUCUAUUACUCUCUUGUGACAUUUUGGACUAUCGGCUUCGGUGACCUAGUCCCACUAGCGAGUUUACAACGUACUGGACAAUCAUUGUACUCUCAUUGGGGGUAUUUUAUCUUUACCAUAUCAUUUAUUCUUUUUGGACUUGCAUUAGUUGCUUCAUCAUUGAAUUUACUCGUCCUUCGUCUAGCACAAUUUCAUUCGGAGAAUGGGAUCGGCGGAAUAUCAGCAUUUCUCGGCCGAAAUGAAGAAGAUCUUAUCGCGGCUGCCAUCGCUGAGCAUCGUGCGUCGAUGUGUGUUCAGCAACGUACUCGCAUUUGUUCGAACUCUAAUUCAAACACUCUGAGUCAAACAAACAAAAACUUGACACCGUUUCUUUCCAUGAAAACCAAUUCACAAUGGUCGUUGUCGUCGUCAACAGCCGCAUCGCACGAUAAAAAGUCGGAUAUACACGCGAAUUUGCAUGAAAACACGUGCUGUUCAUGUCUAUCCGUAUUCUAUUGUCGAAAACGACGCCGACGCCAUUGGCACCUGCGUCGUUCACCGCAAAAUAUCAAACAUUUACUAUAUUCAGAUAAUCAAAAACUAAAACUCGUACGUCGAUCAUUGAUUUCAAAUCAAUAUCAUCAUCCAGUUGUCAAUCAUGUUUCUGAACCAGCUUUCUCGCACAAGCAACAUAGAAUAUCGAUUUAA
Adineta ricciae is the source of this 1272-nucleotide messenger RNA. The record is from the annotation of a GenBank genome assembly. NCBI's taxonomy places the organism in Eukaryota, Metazoa, Rotifera, Eurotatoria, Adinetida, Adinetidae.